AUGAAGCUCUCGUACAUCAUCACUUUCGCCGCUGUGGUCGUCGCCUCGACCACCGCCCCCGCCACCGCCGCCACGGGUCUCACGGCCAGCAACCUCGCUGAGAAGCUGCAGGUCGGCCGUCAGCUGGGCGCCGGCGGUGGCCUCCGCGGCGCGAGCCAGGAGGGCGACCAGUCCCAGAACCAGAACCAGAACAAGCCCUCCACCGGCAACACCAGCCAGGACGAUGGCAAGCAGCAGGGCCAGGAUGACGGUGACAAGAAGAAGGACGAUGGCGAUAAGAAGGAGAAGAAGGAUGACGGCGACCACAAGCAGGAGGAGAAGAAGGACGACAAGAAGGACGACGGUGACAAGAAGGACAACAAGGCUGACAAGGAGAAGAAGCAGCAGGAGAAGAAGGAGAAACAGGAGAAGAAGGAGCAGCAGAAGAAGGAGAAGGAGGACAAGAAGAAGAGCGACAACAAGGACAAGGACUGCUUCAAAGCAUCGGCCGAGUACCUUGUUGGCUGUCGGAGUGUCUCCAUUCAUCGGCGGCCGGUUGCCCGAGGUUUGCUCGGUCAUUUGAGUCGUCAGCACCGGCGAUCGGCCGUCCACAUCAUCCAGUUCGUCCGCGAGGUUGCGCGUGAUGGGAGGCGCGUCGUCUUCCAACUCGCUCGCGAGACUGCGCGCCAGGGAGCGCGAGCCCCGCUGCGCCCCGCGGACAUCACUGCAUCUUUCGGAGUCUCGGUCAUCGGCUCGUCGAAGCUGACGUUGCGCUCAGCUAUCGGGUCAGGCUGCGGUGUGAUCAAGACCGCCGUCGAGUCGUCACCGCGCGUUCCGCCGGACUUCAUCGGAGUUGCUGGUACCGCGGAUUGA
Molecule: messenger RNA, 852 nt
Organism: Phytophthora sojae
Lineage: Eukaryota; Oomycota; Peronosporomycetes; Peronosporales; Peronosporaceae
Exons: 3
Coding region: 1-852 (283 amino acids)
Source: RefSeq, a predicted model, not a curated record